This is a messenger RNA of Angiostrongylus costaricensis, 1125 nucleotides long. The record is from the annotation of a GenBank genome assembly. Lineage: Eukaryota; Metazoa; Nematoda; Chromadorea; Rhabditida; Metastrongylidae.
AUGAGUGAGCAAUCGCCACGUUUUGGAAACGGUAGAACGACAUGGAGCAGUACCUAUCAGCGCCUGUUCCGAUCCAUGUAUCCUGGCGAAACUUGGCACGAAGUCGAAAAACAAUCGACUUCCGUACGAAAUCCAAUAGAUGGCCAAUUGAAUGGUGUUUCCACUGAAUCUCGUGAAGCCCAACCUCACGGAGUUGGAAGACAAGAUUCUUCACCAAGAACGGAAGCACAAACCUCGAAACGGGUUUCGAUCAACGAGGAUGAGGCACGAAGCCAACUCAGUAAGCGACAAAACGAUCAAUAUUUCUCGGAUUCAUGGACCCACGAUGAUGUGGACAAUGCAAUUUUUGACGACGACGUCUGUGCAUAUGUGCGUGACGUUGUGGAACGGGAAUUUCCACAUGGAGGAAUAAAAUUGGCAGUGAUUGACCAGAGCAGGCAGCCUAUCGAGACUGUGUUCAAUAAAACCAUAAGUCUCACUAGAAAUGAUAAGAUUGUUUACGUACAUCUUCGUAAUCACAUAAGGACUUCUAUUCGUCAACGUCAAAACGAUCGUGCUUUCAUCAACUCGUAUGAAGAGGUGGUCUCGCCGACGUCCUUUUCAAUAGCCAGAACUGAGUUCCCACGGAGACGGUCGAUAGCGAGCGAGAACAAUGACGAUGAGUUAACGCAUACAAAUGCCUCAUCAUGGUCGGGACCACACAAAACCCUUCCAGUGCCGACCUCGGUUACUUCGUCGAACCAGGCGAAUAAUCUAAACAGAUAUUAUGUUCCUCAGAACAUCGACGAUGAUGUCGAAACAUGUGGUGUACAUUUACUUAGUUCGGAUGACUGUCGCGCUUCUUGGAAUGAAGAGGCGAUUCUAAGAAGGAAAGCUGAGCAAGGCGAACUACUAAACCGUGGUGAAUUGCUCUACCUGAAGAAACUUCACUGUGCACGAGUGGUAGAAGACGAAAAUGAAUUGUUAUCGCUAUUAUGUCAACCUUUGGACGAAGGCGAACUGAAUAUCCAACAUCUACGUAGACGUCUAGAUGCCAGUUACAAAGCAUAUGAAAGCUCCGUCGAGAACCGGAAUCCGAAUCACAAAGGAAAGUUCGCCGCGCUCGACGUCAUCUUGGCGCAUUAG